Chara braunii is the source of this 1525-nucleotide messenger RNA. The record is from the annotation of a GenBank genome assembly. NCBI's taxonomy places the organism in Eukaryota, Viridiplantae, Streptophyta, Charophyceae, Charales, Characeae.
GCUUCUUGUGGUCGUUGUCGGCAGUCCCGAGGGGGCAGGCAGGGCAAACACACACUGUCUUGUGAUACGAAGAGACGGACUCCUCGACGGUGAGCCCCCCCAUACUUCAUUCAUCGUCGUAAGUAACGCUUCGAAGGCGAUGGGGAUGGUGGGGAGAGUCUCCUUUGGAGCGAACAUUGGUGUGACAGUCUGUUUGGCGCUGCUUGUCGUCCAUCUGGGCGGAGCGAGUGGUUUUACGAUCGGCAAUAUCUGUAAUCCGCUUUUGUCGGCCAGAGGACCAUGGAUUAAUGGUCAGGCAACCUUCUACGAUGACCAUGGGCGGGGCGGAGCGUGCGGCUAUGGAAGUUUGGGAAGCCAGCUCUUCGGAGGGCGAUAUGCGGCCGGCUCGCCUAGAGUGUACUUAGGCGGAUUGGCCUGCGGAAUGUGCUUUGAGGUUAAGUGCGUGAGGAGCACAGCGUGUAAGGCCGGUUCUGUUCGGGUCACGAUCACGGACUUGUGCCCGCCGCGGGCACCUAACUCGCGAUGGUGCGGUGGAGGUAAGCUGCACUUGGAUAUGGGAAGACAAGCCUUCCCCGUGAUUGCCAAUCCGAGAGCAGGAGCGGUGCCGAUCCAAUUCCGCAGCAUCCCGUGCGCGCCGUACAAGGUGCUUAAACUGCAUUUGAGGGGAAGCAGGUUCUGGCUCGAGGUGACCGCCCUGGCCAUUCCCGGAAGUGGGAGGAUCUUGAAGAUGGAGGUGGCGGCGGCCGGUGGCAAGUGGGUGGCCAUGAAGCGCGCCUUCGGAGCAGCAUGGGCAGUCACUGGGCAGCCAAUGCGUACACCUAUCUCCGUGAAAAUUUCCAUUUUCGAGCUGCCGAGUUACAAUUACUGCACAAGACGUCCGUCAGGGGCAGCUGAUCAUAAGUUGCUCGGCUCUGUGAGUUUGAAUUGAGUAUGGUCUGAUUGAGCCUGAAUCCGGCGUUGGAGAUCUCUUACAAUGCACUCGUUAUCAGAAUGCAUUGGUUAUCAGUGAUGGCAUGAUGCGUCAGUGUAUGCACACAGAUCGUGGCAAAACUGGUACUAAGAGAAAGCACGGACAUACCGGCUCGAUCGAUAAGCCCGCGAGCAACUCGCGGACUUGGAUGAUCUACGUCCGGAUGCUCGAUGGAUGGGUGUUCAACGGCCAAACAACGUGUACCGCCCACUUGACACACUCUCUCGCCCAUCAGAGUGCCCUUCCCCCCCUCCCUAACCUGGUCUUCGUCGUUGGUGGCGCCCUCCAGUGUCUCUGCACUGGUUUAAUCUUCUAUUAGGAGGGGUGUCUAGUACUGUCUACUAAACUACAAUCGUGCUCGGCUCCUGAUAUCGAUUUGCUCUCUCUCUCUCUCUCUCUCUGUGUUUGACAACGCGGCAAUGUGAUAAUCAUAUGGCGGGAUCUGUUCCGUAUGGCCAUCUAUGGCGAGCAGGGAGGAGACUAGGGUCUCAGCCUCUCAGGGAUUCUAUUCGCAGGAAUCGCAGCGAUGGAGAACAAUCAAGGUCAUGGUUUGAC